This is a messenger RNA of Fusarium oxysporum Fo47, 850 nucleotides long. RefSeq lists its product as uncharacterized. The record is from RefSeq and is a predicted model, not a curated record. Lineage: Eukaryota; Fungi; Ascomycota; Sordariomycetes; Hypocreales; Nectriaceae. Bases 124 to 648 code for a protein of 174 amino acids. The transcript has a single exon.
UAGAUGGCUGCGGGAAGACAGAGAACCCCAAGUUCAGAAUGACAUCCUGGUACUAUAGAUCCAUGAAGUGGCUAAUGGAUUGAUAGCAAGAAGGUCGAACAUUGCAGUUUUGCAUACCUGAUCAUGGACGAAGGUCACAAAUACACCUACGUCGCCUGCGAUGCCGCCGCUGCAACAGAUACCUAUUACAUCACUCCAGAAGUCCCGGCAUUGACAAAAACCGUUUCACAAACGACAUCGCCAAGUGAGACAUCGAAAGCUUCCAGCGACAUAACAGCUGUCACAGAGACAAGCACCACCUCGUCGGGAAGCGCCACAGAAGCCACUGCCGAGGUCUCUGAUGACAAUCGAUCUGAAUCGAGGAGUAACACGGGUGCAAUAGUCGGCGGUGUCGUUGGGGGCCUGACUGUGGUUUGCGGAACUGCUGUUGCGGUUAUAUAUCUACUUCGAAAGAGUCGUGCGCAGAAGCCAGAGACGACGCCAGAGACGGGGCAGGAGAUGACCGAAGCACCGGGUCAGACAGAAACGGAUAAUGGACCCAAGGAGUUGGUUGGAUCGAAGCCCUCUGAUGUUCCAGCGGACCGUCAAACAGCCGAGUUACAAGGAACACUCGCUCCUCGUCGGCCUGAUCCCGUGGAACUACCCUAAGACGGAGUGACACGAGAGUGCCGAAAGAUCAGUGACCACAGAAGACAAUUCGAACUGAUUCUCAGAACGACGAAAGAUUCCUCGUGUUGAUAGUUUGCAUUCAAGGUAGGAAGAGUGAUAUUAGGGUCUUUACUUGGCAUGACAGCUUCUCAGUUCUGUAAACCUAAUACAGUUGAGAUGAGCUCACACGAUGUUCUUCUUG